Messenger RNA from Dreissena polymorpha, 2586 nucleotides. Its product is annotated as potassium voltage-gated channel protein Shaw-like. Bases 218 to 1891 code for a protein of 557 amino acids. Gene Ontology annotation, biological process: protein homooligomerization; potassium ion transmembrane transport. Gene Ontology annotation, cellular component: membrane; voltage-gated potassium channel complex. The record is from RefSeq and is a predicted model, not a curated record. Gene Ontology annotation, molecular function: protein binding; delayed rectifier potassium channel activity. The transcript is spliced from 7 exons. NCBI's taxonomy places the organism in Eukaryota, Metazoa, Mollusca, Bivalvia, Myida, Dreissenidae.
CUAAGAUAGAUUUCACAUAAACAAUGGCGGAUUAACACAAAACAAUAUCUUUUUACAUGGGUUGUUGCAUAUAAAACAGAUCGAUAUCUAUUUGGAUGCCACAAUGUGGAGUUUAUUCCUAAUUACCACAUGCAAUGAACAUCAAGCGACUAGAGCAUUUUGAGUUCUAACAUAACCGUCGGAUUUCACUGCGACAUUGAGCGGAUGCGAAGCAAAAAUGAGGGGAUCUAGACCAACCCCGAGUCAGUCACUCUACCAGGGACACAUGUUGACCGGAAUUAAAAGAUCCAGCACCAAGUCUAUAAAAUUGCCUGAUAUAGACUUGUCUGCCAUGGGAACGAAAGGCCGGGAAUGUUUGACCUUUAACGUUGGAGGUGUGCGAUUUCAGACGUUAAGACAAACGAUGAAUGCAGCCGGGUCCCGCACACGCUUGUGUAACGCAGAGUUUCUGCAAGCAUUCUAUGAUGAAGAACGAGGGGAGUACUUCUUUGACCGGGACCCAAACAUGUUUCUGGCCACCCUAAACUACCUGCGGACGGGCGAGUUGCACCUACCGUCGUUCGUCUGCGGCCCAGCGGCCAAAAUAGAGCUGGAGUUUUGGGGAGUGCAGCAGUACAAGAUAGAACAGUGCUGCUGGAUAAACUACAACGAAUGGAACUCCGCGCAGGACGCCCUUAAGCGACUCGAGCACGACCGGAAGGUUAACCUGCUACCUUGUGACACCCGAGCCUCUAGUGGUCUCACAUUCUGGCAGCGAUGGCGACCCAGGGUCUGGAGGUUCAUGAACAGAACUAACUCCUCAACGGGUGCCAAGGUCUUUGGUUACAUGUCUUUGCUCUUCGUGGUGUUGUCAAUAUUCUCAUUUAUGGCGGAAACCACGCACCCAUUUGAAUACUACACGCAGCAUCAAGUGCAAAUAACCGCCAACCAAUCAAACAACAGCGAUGAAAUCAACGUGAUUACGUCAUCCAACACAUCAUCGACUAGUCAAGGUGACGAAACGGAUACACAGCUUACCAGAACCAAACACCCAGCUUUGAAAAUCAUCGACAUAAUUUGUCUUUCUUAUUUUAUUAUCGAGUACGUUGCUAGGCUGACGUUUUCACCUAAGAAACUUAAGCACGCCACCUCCUUGCUAGCGGUGAUUGACUUACUCGCAAUAUUGCCUGACCUAAUAGAAACAAUAAUAUACAACGCAAAGCCUGAACUCAAAGAGAGUGUGGAAGCAGUAGGCUACAUCACAAUAAUUCGUGUUGUUCGAGUUCUCCGUAUUUUCAGACUGGUUCGCCACUCGGCAGGACUCUGGAUUCUCAUUUACACCCUUAAGGCCAGUUUUAGCGAGUUCAUGUUACUAUUCUGGUUUAUGACUUUGGGAAUCCUCGUCUUCUCGAGCCUUGUCUAUUUCGUGGAUGAUCAGACGACAUUCGUCAGCAUUCCCGCGGGCUUCUGGUGGGCGCUCAUCACCAUGACAACAGUCGGCUAUGGUGACAUGUACCCGGUGACGGUCCUGGGUAAGAUUGUGGGCUCGUUUUGCGCGAUGGCUGGGGUAUUGAUGAUCGGUUUUACCGUGCCCAGUCUCGUGAACAAUUUCAUGCUCUACUACAGACACAUCCAGUUCGCAAUGCACAUGGAUAAGUUUGAAAAGGAAUACAAGGCUGCACAGGAAGAUAAAAGGAAGUUCGCCGAAACCAAUGGACAAUGUAAUAGUGAAAAUAUUGACAGUGUGAAUUACAUGGGGAACGUUUUCUUGAAAGAGAAUGCACAGGCAACGGAUCAUGACAAAAUUAAAGGGAAUGAUAUAAACCAUGUGAAAACCACGACGAAAUCCAAGGAAGAGGAGGCGUUACUUCAGACAGGAGUAAAUACUGAACUUAAUGUGUUAACAGAGUAAGUGCACCCGAUAUAGCGGUAUUGCAACAUGCUAUUGAGUGGUUAUUUGUUUGACACGGAAAGAGUCCGUCAAAUGGGAGGGAUAUUAUGAAUAAAUGCACGAACUGAGAACAAAAGAGCGGUCGGUACUCUAAAGAAGAUGACUAACUUAUUUCUUUACUGGCACGCUGAGUGUCAAUAUUAACGGCCGGUUAGGUUGUAAGUCUGUUUGAUUUCGACAUCAUGAAUAUUUAAAUUAUUAGAAGUUUGCUUAUACAACCUUUGCGAAGUAUGUGAUUGCACACAUAAUGUUAUUCUUACAAUAAACAAAUUGUUUUGAGUAUUACCAUUCAAUUUGAACAAAUAACUGGAUCAAAAGUUACUAUUCGUUAACUUUAUUUUGUGUUCGAUGUUUCAUCAAACUAAACCCUGUGCUAUUUAACAGUAAAUGUGUGAUAUUGACAAUAGAUGUAAUACAUAACAAAUAGAAAUGUUCCUAACGAAUUUUGUAUCGACAUUUAGUUUAUAGAGCGCGAUAUUGAAACCAAAAGCUCAAUACUCCGGAUAUAGACCAUACAACACUGGAACAUUUGUUAAAUUCUGUAUUUUUUUAAAAUAAGUAUAUGUACUGGAUAGUAUCUUUUUACGAUAGUUUCGUUUUGUAAAUGUCUUCGUUUCGAUACAUUGACACAAUUAAACAAAUGAUUCAGAUUUUCA